AUGCUCCCACCACCGCGCCCCAGCAGCGGCUACAUAGAGCGCGUGGCCCGCACGCAAGUGACACAAGUGAAAAAACGCAGGCAGCUCAUCGUAUUCGAUCUUAAUGGCACAUUGAUAGCGACUAAAUCGCGCAACGACAAGCAGCGCCCACACCUCGCCCAGCUCCAGAAAAUGCUAUUCGACCACCAUCGCGGGCAGUUUGACGUGAUGGUUUAUAGCUCGGCGAUGCGCCAUAACGUGGCGCGGUAUGUCGACAGUGCAUUCAACGCAACCCACAGACAACACCUCAAGGCCGUCUACACACGCGAGGAUAUGUCCAUGUCCGCGCGCGACUACAAGAAUAAGGUGCAGACGUAUAAGGAUCUCGAGUUGGUGUGGCAUGGGAGUGAGGCAGAUGGCUCAGACGCAGACGCAGAGCACCCUCAGUACUCGCAGUACAACACCAUCCUCGUCGACGACAGUGCCGAGAAGGCAGCGUUCCAGCCGUGGAACUUGCUGCAGGUGUCGACAUGGGAUGGGAGCAGCACCGACAGCAUGCUCGUCGCGCUUCUCGGCGUGCUCGACGAUAUACGAGGGAGCAAUAACGUCAGCCACUAUCUGUCGACAUACACACACGUGCGCAGCGUAGAUCCACACGCUGACACUGCCACGCCCUGGUUCGACAUCCCCCACGUAUACGCACAUUGGAGGGCCAAGGGCGAGGCGCUGCUCAAUGUGGACGGCGUCCUCGACAGCAUGGCUAGGCUGGCGUUGGAGACUUGA
Wallemia ichthyophaga EXF-994 is the source of this 762-nucleotide messenger RNA. RefSeq lists its product as uncharacterized. The record is from RefSeq and is a predicted model, not a curated record. Lineage: Eukaryota; Fungi; Basidiomycota; Wallemiomycetes; Wallemiales; Wallemiaceae. The transcript has a single exon. The coding region runs from base 1 to 762 and encodes 253 amino acids. Gene Ontology annotation, molecular function: phosphoprotein phosphatase activity.